GGAAGUUGGAAUAACACAAGUAAGUCUCUCCCCACUACAUUCUACAAUCGUAUAAAUUUCUCGAUUACAAGGAAAUUGCCAUCUUCCUCUGCAGAUUAAAGAUUACAAAUUAAGAGGUUUAUAUUCAUCCACUCCAGUUUUUUUCCUAUCUAAAAAGUUCAGUUUUCGUAUUUUCUGCUCAAUUCCAGUUACUUUUCGAGGAAACAAAUUCAACAAUUUCUUCCACGAUUCCGUUGUUCAUAAUUGUGAUCGCUAAUAUCGAGGCAAGGCGUUCAAAUAUCAGAAAUUUUUAUUGAUUUGCGUCAUGAAGAAUUCCAAGAUUACUAGAAUAGGAAUUUAGAUAAAAAUUCCAUUGUACUUGUUCUGUAAUUUUUAAUACUUUGAUAAAAAUUUCAUUCUUUAUAGUUGUUAUGUGCUUUUUAAUAAUUUGAUUUGUAAUAAAGAUUUUGUAUUUGUUUCAGUUAUAAAUCAUGGCAGUGUAUUAUAAAUUUAAAAGUAGCAAAGUUCAUGACUCAAUUUCUAUUGACGGUUUAUUCAUAUCGGUUAACGAUUUGAAACAAAGAAUUAUUAAAUCAAAGAGCAUGGAAAGGGGUACUCCUUGUGAACUCAUCGUUACUAAUGCUCAAACCAAUGAAGAGUAUCUUGAUGAAGCAAGGUUGAUUCCAAGACAUACUUCUGUUCUUAUACGCCGAGUUCCUCGAGUACAGCCUAUCUCUAUUGUCAUUCAACCAAACAAGCCGAAGGUGGAGACUCAGGUUCAGGAUGAUCAGCCUGCGUUUGAAGCUUCAGAAUUGGAUGAUGAAUUUGGAAGUAGUAUAUAUGCAACAACCCCUUGUAGAACACCAGGACAAUCCAGCAGUACAUUACAGGAUUCGGUUCCUCCAACCAAAGCUGAUGAGGACAGCAAGAUCAAGGCCUUAGUUGAAAAUUCUGGUUUCGACUGGCAGAAUCAUCGUGCUGAUGGUUUUGGCAGAGAAAGGGGUUUUGGAAGAGGCGGACAGAGUGGCCGAGGUGUUGGUCAAGCUGGUUUUGGAUGGAAAACACCUCCACAAGGCUAUGUUUGUCAUAGGUGUAAGGUUCCUGGUCAUUAUAUUCAGCACUGCCCAACAAAUGGCGAUCCCAAUUAUGACGUUAAGAAAUUGAGACCUCCAACUGGUAUUCCAAAGUCGAUGCUUGUACCUAAGGUGGACGGCUCCUAUGCAUUGCCUAGUGGCACUUCUGCUGUUUUGAAGCUGAAUGAGACUGCCUUUGAUAAAGCAAUGGAAGGCCUCCCUUCUACUCGUUCUCUUAGACAUAUUCCACCAGAACUCCAUUGUCCGCUGUGCAAAGAAGUGAUGAAAGACGCUGUCUUUUCCAGCAAGUGCUGUUUUGAUAGUUUCUGUGACAAAUGUAUAAGGGAUUAUAUAAUUUCAAAAUCUAUGUGUGUCUGUGAGGCAAGAGAUAUACUUGCAGAUUAUCUUGUGCCAAAUAAGACACUCCGGGAUACAAUUGACCGCAUGUUAGAGUCAGGUGACAGCAGUGUAGAUAAUACAGGAGGAGCUCUCCAAGUUCAAGAUAUGGAAUCUGCACGGUGUCCUCAACCUAGGGUACCAUCACCUAUUCACUCUGCUGCGUCAAAAGGCGAAGAGAUGCUACUUCUAGAUGCCAAAGAAACUACAAAUGUAAAGGAGAAUGUGGAUGGUAGUAAACCUAGAGAUGCUCUACAGCAGCAGGUACAACCACAGACCUCAGGGGAAGGGAAGAUUACUAAAGUUGAAGAUGUAUCUGAAGUUACACAUGACACUGUGAAGGAACCUGCAUCACAUGAUAAUGCUCUUCCUGUUGAGGAGGAAGUUCAACAAAAAAUGGCUGCUUUUGAGGCAGCUGCAGACGCGCAAUGGAUGAAUAUGCAGCCUGGGAUGGAUGGAUAUAUGAGCCCAUCUGCAUUCCAAUCUUGCUGGCCAGGUGUACAACCUACAGUAGAUGCAUUCAUGGGUCCUUUUGAUGGUAGCAUACCUCACAACAUGGGUAUGCCUAUGAAUAUGGCUUUUGGCAACUUUAUGGCUCCAGAUCCUUUUGGUGCACAAUGGUUCAUGAUGCCCCAGAUGCUCCCUCUUCCACCGAGGGAUCUUACAGAAGAGUUUGGUGUGAACAUGAGUGUCAGGCCACUAUUGUUGAGUAAAGAAGAGCCCGAGUCUAGGAAGGCUGAAGUAAGAAGAAAACGAAAGAUGCCUAGACGGAUGGAGAGCAGGGACCCUUCUAAAGAUCGAGAAUGUAGCAGAGAAGCAAGAAGCAAUGCUAAUGUCUUGCCUAUGAUAUCAGAAUAUGUAUGUUGUUUUGUAGUCCAAAUAUAUGUUCUCCAUAAUUUGGACCUUUUGUAUUGUGGGAGUUGUUUCUUUUGUUUGAAUCUUGCUAUCUGGCAAGUGAAAAUUUCAUUCUAUUUGUUGACGAAUGUGAUCUUAGCGAGUAUUUUUGGCCGAUUUCUGUCCCAUACUUCAUAUAUAGAGACUAGAGAGUUCUGGGGGAAUACUCCCUUUGUUUGCUGUCGUAAUCCUUUUUGCACCAUUUUUUCAUGAUCAGACCCUAGCUUUAUUGCGAGCCAAAACCUUGAAGGAUUCCCCUUCUUUUUUUUUUUUUUUGAAAGUCAUUUUUUCAUGGUUUCUAUUAUACCUUUCGAAAGAUGUCUGCUAUCAUCUUAUGAUUUGGGUGGCUAUUUACUUCUUGUUGGCUGAAGCCAUAAGCCCAAUCU
Messenger RNA from Beta vulgaris subsp. vulgaris (sugar beet), 2728 nucleotides. RefSeq names its product E3 ubiquitin ligase PQT3-like. Gene Ontology annotation, molecular function: zinc ion binding; ubiquitin protein ligase activity. The coding region runs from base 471 to 2555 and encodes 694 amino acids. The transcript has 12 exons. Gene Ontology annotation, cellular component: nucleus. Gene Ontology annotation, biological process: mRNA processing; ubiquitin-dependent protein catabolic process; protein ubiquitination. Lineage: Eukaryota; Viridiplantae; Streptophyta; Magnoliopsida; Caryophyllales; Amaranthaceae. The record is from RefSeq and is a predicted model, not a curated record.